AUGGCAAAAGCCAAGUGUCAGAAGUGUGGAGUAGAUGUCCCUCUUCAGCUUUUACAGGAUCACAUCAACUCUUGUGCAGUUAUUGAAAUUGAUUUUGAUCCAACUGAUGAGGACCCCAGUCAUCCGGAUGAGGAAAAAUUGCAGCCAUGUCCUGUAUGUUUGAAGAUCUUUCCCACGGAGUUGAUUGAGCGACAUGCUUCAUCAUGUGGGGAAAGUUCAGUUUCACCCCAAUCUGCAAUAGCUCCUAAUGAAGAGUUUGCAGCUAUUCCUGGACCCUCCAAAGUAUCUACUGUUUAUGAGGGGCGGAUGAUGGGUCACUCUUUCCUUCAUGGAGGGCCCUGCCUGUCUGGACUUAGCCCCGCGAUUGUGCAUGUCCUUCUUGGUGGAACUCCUGAGACUUCUACGGUCACCCUGGAAGACUGUCCGGAUUUGGACAUCUGCGACACCAUCAAGCUUGUUCUUCUGCAACGUAUCAUUUGGCCGAAGGCUGACGACGACGAUGAUGACAAUGAUGAGUGCUCAGUUGAAAUCAAGACCGGUGUGUUUGGCUAUCUCCGGGAGUUCAUCACUAAAGCCACAUCGAAAGGUAUCCAGGUCUUCCUGGAGCCGCGGCAGAAACACGUAGUGGCAGCAGAAGAGAUGAGUAACACUGCCAAUGCUGAGGAAGCCUUCCUCUUCAAGAUAAUGGAGAACAUCAUAGUAAACACUUGUUACAGCCAUCCACAGAUCUCUCCACAAUCUCUCUAUCCUAAAAUGUAG
Messenger RNA from Knipowitschia caucasica, 759 nucleotides. The record is from the annotation of a GenBank genome assembly. NCBI's taxonomy places the organism in Eukaryota, Metazoa, Chordata, Actinopteri, Gobiiformes, Gobiidae.